CCACACGGUGACACAUACUCUCACUUCCGAGCCAUGUUUUUGCGAGUAACUAGACUUGGUGUGCGAUUUUUCGCUUUUGUGCUGUUCUGUAGUGAAUUGGUUGCCGCGCAAAGUAACCAACUGUUGCAGCUGCUAGCCGGCGUGAAAUACAGUUAUGGAGUUGUUGCUCCUGUCGGAUGGACAGUCGGUGCAUACAUUUGGUAUAUUGGCGUACUAGGAUUGAUUCUGGGAGCGCUGCUGCUUCUGCACGUCUCCAAAAGCUGGAAGGACCAAACACUAGGUUUUGGGUUUUUCGAUCGCAGUUACCAUUUCCAGCGAGCUUUCGGGGAUGGUGGACUUUUUGACAAACUGGAUAAGACUCAAGGAAACCUUGCUGACCAUCAGCUGUUCUGGACCGACCGAAUACGUAAGAUUGCCGAGAAGUUGACCGAGAAUCGUUAACAGGCGGAAGCAUAAAUGGAAAUAAAUUGAA
Molecule: messenger RNA, 472 nt
Organism: Wyeomyia smithii (pitcher-plant mosquito)
Lineage: Eukaryota; Metazoa; Arthropoda; Insecta; Diptera; Culicidae
Exons: 3
Coding region: 34-441 (135 amino acids)
Source: RefSeq, a predicted model, not a curated record